GGUACUGCCCGCAGAAAGAAGAAGGUUGUCCACAGAACAGCUACAGCAGAUGACAAGAAACUUCAGUUUUCUUUGAAGAAACUGGGUGUCAACAAUAUUUCUGGAAUUGAAGAGGUAAAUAUGUUUACCAACCAAGGAACAGUCAUUCACUUCAAUAACCCUAAAGUUCAGGCAUCUCUGGCUGCUAACACUUUCACUAUCACCGGCCAUGCUGAGACAAAGCAGCUGACAGAAAUGCUUCCUAGCAUCUUAAAUCAGCUCGGAGCUGACAGUUUGACCAGCCUGAGGAGAUUGGCAGAAGCCCUACCCAAGCAACCUGUGGAUGGAAAAGCACCACUUGCUACUGGUGAUGAUGAUGAAGUUCCAGAUCUUGUCGAAAACUUUGAUGAAGCUUCAAAGAAUGAGGCAAACUGAACUAAGUGACACUUUCUGAAUAAAGUUAAAACUUGAAGAAGCUACAUGGAGCUGCUAUUUUAUAUUGUGACUGCUUUUAUUUGAUUUUAUUUUUAUUUCCUGAUGAGAUCUCAAGAUUUGUAAUAUUUGGAAACUCCUUGAACCUGCAGCUCUUUUUCAGUUAUUGCUUGUACACAAUAUUAUUUUUGUGGCCUGGUUGAACAAACCUAUGCUUUGAAAUAAGUCAGAUUGAUAAUGAAUCUCUGCCUAGACACAGUUCUUGAGCAACUUGUUGUCCUGGUUUCGGCUGGGAUAGAGUUAAUUUUCUUCUUAGUAGCUGGUAUAGUGCUGUGUUUUGGAUUCAGUGUGAGAAUAAUGUUGAUAACACGCUGAUGUUUUAGUUGUUGCUAAGUAGCGCUUAUCUUAAGCCAAGGAUUUUUCAGUU
Gymnogyps californianus (California condor) is the source of this 838-nucleotide messenger RNA. Its product is annotated as transcription factor BTF3-like. The record is from RefSeq and is a predicted model, not a curated record. Gene Ontology annotation, cellular component: nascent polypeptide-associated complex; cytosol. The transcript is spliced from 4 exons. The annotation marks the transcript as partial. NCBI's taxonomy places the organism in Eukaryota, Metazoa, Chordata, Aves, Accipitriformes, Cathartidae.